Molecule: messenger RNA, 1059 nt
Organism: Siniperca chuatsi (mandarin fish)
Lineage: Eukaryota; Metazoa; Chordata; Actinopteri; Centrarchiformes; Sinipercidae
Product: C-C motif chemokine 4-like
Exons: 4
Coding region: 199-534 (111 amino acids)
Biological process (GO): immune response
Cellular component (GO): extracellular region
Molecular function (GO): chemokine activity
Source: RefSeq, a predicted model, not a curated record
UCUGUAGAAUGAGCACUGAGAGGGGGGGUGUCUCCUCAUAUUGGCUGCAUUUGUACCAAAGAUUUUUCCUCUGGGAAGUCAGAGCCUCCUCUGUGACUGACGAGUGUUGGAGCAGUUUGUGUUCAGAAUCAGACACCAACAUUUACUAUCACCAGAUCUCUACUGUGCAGAGGACACACUGUCGAUCGCGGACCCAGGAUGCAUUUCUCCAUUAUCUUUGAAAUGUCUGUUAUGUGUGUAACCGUGCUGCUUUUCCUUCCUGUACAAGGGCAACUUCAGAAUGCCACGCAGAAAACCCCGAUGUUAAUGCCAGUCGCUCCCUCCUGCUGUGUGAAAGUCUCAAUGGCCCACAUUGAGGAAACUGUCUGUAAAUGCUUUGAACAGAAGGAGGACAGAUUUGGUAAUUGUAAAGUACACGCAUACAUUUUUAUCACUGAGAGUGACAAACAGUUUUGUGUGGACCCAACUGCCAGCUGGCUCCCUGAAAGACUCCGGAAGUUAGAGAAAAAAGGAAUAAUUUGCAAAAUCCUGUGAAAGUCCUUCAACAGCCAAGAUGACGAUGAUGCCUCAUGACAUCCUCUGCAGAAAUCUUUACACUGACACUGUUUUCUUUUCAUUCUUUCUUUCUAAUAAUUUAAAUCAAAUUAUCAAUUUUCUCUGUUUGUGCACAUUUAAAGAUGUUAGUAAUGUCUUUGUAAGAAUCUGUAUUGUCUUCUAACCUAAUAAAGAUAGUUUUGAACAUUGUUGUCUUGGUGCCGUUGGUGCAUGAUAUACUGUAUUUACAGUUUGUAUCAGAGGACAUGGAGCCUUGAAAAUCUGCAAAGAAAAAUACUUCCAGUUUUUGAGUGACAUCUGAGCGUUGAGAGACAGCCAAUUCAAUAAACUACCACGUUGCAUCCUUUUCACAAUGUCCAUAUUUGCUUUUUAUUAGCAGCGUGGCUCUAGAGAUGGCAAUGUCGGUCAGGCCACCAUUUUGGUCCAGACAGCAAUAUCUCAACAACUAUGGGAUGGACUGCCAUGAAAUGUUGUACAUACAUUUAAGAUCCCCAGGAGAGGACG